UUGGACUCAUCCUUGAUUUAUCGUGGUUCAAGCGCUCUGGGGGAGGUUGAGCUUCCCUUCCCCAAUACAGUUAGUCAGCCAUUCAGCAUACCGUACAUGAGAUGACACCAUAACCAGCCACAAUUAGCCGUUAUAGGAGCCGCUAUCACAUUGAUCACUCCUCCACUUACAUAUUGGCUUAGGUGUACCUGGAGAGAAGACGUUGCUUCAAUAUUCAUAUGAAUACGUGAGCAUUGACCAUGGCGUCUGAAGGAGAAACGCGACCGCUGCUGUCCGCUUCUCGAGAGCAAGCCGAUGAACCCGUCGCUCCUCGGCACGAUGGCGUCAUCACCAGCGACGAUAUUGCUCAGGGGUCUUCAUUCUCCAAGAACCUUGGUACUGCCGAGGCUUUCGCGAUUGUGAUUAGCAUCGUGAUAGGGAGUGGAAUUUUCACGUCGCCCGGUUCAAUUGAUACUCACGUUCCCUCCCCGGGGGCGGCGCUGGUCGUAUGGCUUAUCGGCGGGAUUCUAGCCUGGACUGGGGCAUCUACUAUGGCGGAGCUCGGCACCGCGAUACCUGGCGAAGGUGGGGUACAGCCGUACUUGCGCUAUAUCUUCGGCGACGUGUUUGGUUUUCUGGCUGCUUGGACGUGGAUUGUCGCUGUGAUGCCCGCGACCUUGGCCAUCCUCAGCAUCGUCUUCGUCGAGAGCAUAUACUCGGCCGCCGGCAUCACCGACCAGGCGGACAGGAUUGAGCACAAGCUCCUCUCCAUCCUCAUCUUGGUGGUCAUCGGCGUAGCGAAUUCAAUCAGCACGAAAACGAGCACGCGGCUGAACGGCUUCUUCGUAGUAACGAAGUUUACCACUAUCGCUGCUGUUGUUGUCGCUGGGCUUGUCGUCGUUAUCAUACAGGCGACCCAUCCGAACAGAGACGAUGUCGGUGGCCGUGACUGGUUCACGAAGCCGUGGUUUGGAAACCGACCAACAGUGAACCCAGAUGGAAGUAGAACCGAUUGGGGCCAUUUGAGCGAAUGGGAGCUUCUGGGACACUACUCAACUGCUCUAUACGGAGCACUAUGGGCAUAUUCUGGCUGGGACAAGGCUAUCUACAUCUCCGCUGAGCUUUCGUCGCCGGCGAAACAGCUUCCCCUCGCCAUCAAUAGCGCUAUUCCUACAAUAGUCUUUUGUUUUAUUACGGCUAACACAGCUUACUAUAUCUUAUUGCCAUGGAACGUGGUAUCCACAACAGAUAGCGUGGCUGUGACUGCCAUAACGCGCCUUCUCGGCCAAGGCUUCGGCAUCGUCGCCGCCAUAGUCAUCUGUCUAGUCGUCGCAGGCUCUCUGCUGGGCAACUCCUUCGUAGCCGGCCGCAUGGCCGUGGCAGCUGCGAACCAAGAAUGGCUGCCACGUCUCUUUUCACAGUUAGGCCGAGUCGGCAUCAGAAAGAGACCCGAGCAAGAGUCAGAGUCGGCAGAUAGUUCCGCAGGCACAACCGCGUCAGAUGCCCCGAUCAACGCUAUCAUCUUGUCCACCGCGCUCUCCGCUUUAUACAUCCUCCUCGGCAAUUUCCGCGCUCUGCUCACGUUCAACGGCCUCGGCGAGUAUUCCUUUUUCUUCCUCACUGUUCUCGGGGCCAUCGUCUUGCGAGUUCGCGAACCUGGUCUUCACAGACCGUAUAAGCCUCUUGUACUUAUCCCGGCCGUCUUUGCUGUUGUGAGCGGCUUUGUGGUCGUAAGGGGCGCUAUAUUUGCACCGGUUCUGGCGGCUGUUCUGAUCGUGUUGUGGAUCAUUGGUGGUGUGCUGUAUUGGGGGCGCAAGGAGUAUGCUAGAAGACGAGUGGGCUGAGAUGCUCUGCUAGAUAUGGUUACUAGUAAUUGCGUGCUUAAGGAGAGGUGGAUGAGAAGACAUUAUAAUCACAUAACAUUGUAGACAUAUUCUUUCAUUCAUAAUAGCCCGAGUGAUGUGUGUUUGAUAUACGAGAACUAGCUCGUAUAGCCGAUAGUCAGGUCCUAGCAUCAUCGAUAAACUCUUCAAUUUCUAUACCGA
Messenger RNA from Xylaria bambusicola, 2024 nucleotides. RefSeq names its product amino acid/polyamine transporter I. Bases 240 to 1823 code for a protein of 527 amino acids. Gene Ontology annotation, cellular component: membrane. Lineage: Eukaryota; Fungi; Ascomycota; Sordariomycetes; Xylariales; Xylariaceae. Gene Ontology annotation, molecular function: L-amino acid transmembrane transporter activity. Gene Ontology annotation, biological process: amino acid transmembrane transport. The transcript has 5 exons. The record is from RefSeq and is a predicted model, not a curated record.